This is a messenger RNA of Ceutorhynchus assimilis (cabbage seed weevil), 447 nucleotides long. Lineage: Eukaryota; Metazoa; Arthropoda; Insecta; Coleoptera; Curculionidae. The record is from the annotation of a GenBank genome assembly.
ACAAAAUGAAAUAUUUUAUUUUCAUUGCAAUUGCUGUAGUAGUUUGUGCCACCGUACAUGGUUGGCCAAACUCUCAGUUAGUUGAAGAAGUUGAAAAUAAGUCUAAUGUCAUUGAACAUGUUGAUCGGGAUCGCAGAAGUGUUCAUCUAAACUCUCUAGAUUCUGAGAAUUCAAAUGUGGGUGGUCAGCUUCGUCGACGUCGUCCCUCUUGGGGACGCCCUGAUAAGCCAGGUUCAAAUUCUAAGCGGCGUCGCCGGCCUAACAGGAGGCCUCCUCCUCAGUCUCGGCCGUUUAAGCAGCCAUCAGAUCAGCAGCCGGGUAUACUACAGACAUUGCUUGGUUUGUUCUCCUCCUAGAGGUGCAAGGAAGGAAUUGUAUGCAGCCAAAGUGUUUUUGUUUUAUUCUAAAUAACAUAUCAUCAAAUUGUUUAUCUAAUAAAACUAGGCU